AUGGCCCCUGCGAAACCGUCAGCCGACGAGGGCAGCAAAGACAAGGACAAACAGCCCUUCACUCCGCGCCGCGCCUCAGCUGCCAGGAAUCCGUCCCCAGGCAACAAACGAUCCGGAAACAAUGGCGUCGCCACUCCCCCAAACCGCAGAAACUCCGCCCAGACCCCGAAGAGUGCUCCUGCUGCGACUGGCGCCGCAGGUGGUACUGGGGGAGUCCGUAAGCCCUCUGUCAAGAAACCUGUCGAGCCCACUCUGCUGGGUGACUUCCUCCUCGGACGACCCUCGGCCGCCCGUGUCGCUGCUUCGAAGCGGAAGAGUCUCGACGCCGCUGCGGUGAGGGCCGAGUUGCACCAGCAGAUGCGCCAAGAUGCCGUUCGCCGCGUCCAACAGCCUGGUAAGGUUCAGGCUCGGGUCAAGGCAUGGCAGAAGGCCAAUGCUACCGCCAUGGUGCAAGGAAACCCCGACGAGGCUGCCAGCGAGCCGACCGAGGUUGCUGUACAUGUGGACGCCGACAGCGUGACCGAGGAAGAUCGUGUGCGCAUCAAAUCCCGGCAAAAGCCCCGGCGGAAAUCUGCAACCUCGCCCAAGGCGUCUCCUCUUGGGAAGGUUGAGAAUAGGAAGGAGACAGCCGCAGAGCCGAAGGAAAAGGCGAUACCCAAGGUGGCGAUACCGGACGAUCCUCGCAUCAAAGGCCCUCCGAAGAAGAGAAUAGUUAGCGAUGAGCACUGGAUGAAAAGAAAUAGCGGUAACAACAAUUCCAAGGCCACUGCAGCUGGCAACAAAGCGGGAGCAGCGGUGGGCCUGGGCCCGAGCCCGAUCCCUAAGGACUUCCUGCAGAGGACGGCCGUACCGCCAAAAAAGCAGAACAAAAUCAAGGAUUGGGCAAGCAAAGUUGAGCUACCGGCUUCCCCGGAGCCUCCCGAGAUUCCCAAGGUCGAGAUUCCAAAAGCCUCCAGGCCGACGCAAAAGUACAACACCAGGUGUGGAGAGACAAUCACAGUCGAGGAAGCUGCCAGCGGGCUAUCAGGCACCACGAAGACCCAGAGCAGUAGGACAGAAGACGAUGGAAUCAGAAUCAAGCCAAUGCGUACGGCCAGUCCCCGAGCUGGCGGCGACGAUGGAAUCCGAGUCAGGCCCGUCAAGACGGCGGCGCAAUUACCGGAUGACGGGAUCAGAGUGCGCCCCGUUGAAUCAGAUGGUGCGCCUGCUCAGUCAGCUUCUUCAAGGACAGCAUCAAGAGAGAAGAGGGCUAGGGUUCCUAGCACAAGACGGGACCGAACGCCGUCAGCCAGGAUCGAAGUUAUCGAAGAGCCGGAAACAGAUAUUGAGACUACUCCUACGAGGAAGUCAAAGUCUCGAGUACCACCCAGAAGGAUGCGUAGCGCUUCGGGCCCAGCUCUGACUGUGAACGAAACAGCCACCACACAGACUGGGAGCUUGUCCGAGGAUGAUCAGUCUUGGACAAGUGAGGAUUCAGCGUCGCAGGAUGACUCCGAUCGGCCAUCCAGUGCUCCCGCAAAAUCUCUCGCAGAAGUGCCAUUCGGCUACUCAGCCUUUAGCGAGCUUGACUUGCCGGUAGGGGCAGAUCACCACCACAUCAGGCGGCCAAAGGCGCAAAGGACCUCAAGCUUCAAGGCUGUGCCCAAGGCGUUCAAAAAGAUUGUGACAGGGGCCAAGGAGAUCGUACAUGAGAGGGUCGACCCGCCUAAGCCGGUCACAAACCAGCCACCGAGCAUCGAAAGCUGGCUCAAUGGGACGGUUGACCCGUUCGUGGACAAAUCUGCUCAGCCAGCGUCGGUCGAAAAGCCCGUCGAGAAGCCGGCACGGAGACAAGCAUCUGCGGAGUUGCAGCCUAAGAAAGAAGCCGGCACGCCUCCGUCACAACAGACAAUUCCCGAGGAUCCGAGCAGGGACGACGACGACAGCCAAACUGAGGUGCCAGAGAAGCCCGCAGAGUCACGUUUUAGUCCCUCGGCAGGCCUGAAGAGGAGCAAGGCUACUAGGGGUGGUUCUUCUCCUUUGAAGCAAAGCCCUGUCAAGAGGCCUUUGCGCGAGACCCUGAACAACCUUUUCAGAGGAGAGUCCAGCGGACAUAAACUCCCCACGAAGGCUUAUUCCAGCUAUCAGGACAUGGGAACUGAAUCGGACGUCAGCUAUAUGGAUGAGGUUGACGAAAAUGACGAGCACACAGGACAUGAUAGCCGCCAUUAUCCUGAGGAAAGCCGGAGGCGUUCCUUGUCGCCGGAAUCAUCGUACGUUUCCACAGAUGUCAGCAGCAACACCGAGGGCCCAUACAUGACACCAGCUGUUCCCCGACGAAAACCACCACCGACAAGUGGGUUGCAUGAGCUGUCAACUAUCGCCUCAGAGGCGUCAGCGAGCACAGUCGGGUCCGAGACCAUGUCGAUGCUGUCAGAAACCACCGUAACGCAGACGACAGGACUUACUAGGUCCACUGCGGCCUCACGAAGAAGCAAAGGCUCGGGGUUGAAACGCCGUCUCACGAAGCACUCUGAUCUCGUCUCGGUCCUAUCUCUACCGGAGGAAGAAGAUGUUCCGAUACGGGCCAGAAGUAUCAGAUCUACGAGCAGCCUGCGGAGGCGGACAAGCAGGCUGGGAAAGGGUACCGUGGACGACCUCUUGAGAGAGUUUGCCGUCGACGAAGACUUCUAUCAGCGGGAGUUAAAAACCCUGGUGGAUGGAGCUAUCCCAGUCCUCUUGAAUCAAGUAGUCCAUGGAAAGCAAGACUACGCCACCGAUCUGUUCGGACCUUCAACAGAUGGACAGGUGGACUCUGUGGGGAAGACAGUGGUCAACAUGGGUAUUGCCCUGGAGAAGCUCAGGAACCUGCACAAGUGGGCACCUCAGCACGAUGUCAACAAAAUCCUCAGCUGGCUCCUGACCGCUUACCCUGUAUACGAUAAAUACCUGGAUGUCUGGCGUCUUGGCUUUGAGGGGAUUGUUGUGAAUCUUGCCCUAGCCCCAGGGAGAGCUGACGACGAGGACUCCCUGGUCAAUGCUAUGCCUCGCAACGAGGAUGGAGACGUCGUGGACACCAAGGGACAGCCUGUCGAUCUUCAACAUCUCCUGACCAGACCGGUGACACGGAUCAGGGGCCUCUUGAAGCUCCUCAAGAGCGCGGAAGCUUUCGGGAAUCAACAUCCAGAUCUACCAGCGGUGAUCGAUGACUUCUCAGCCCUCCAGGAAAAGGCACGCAGACGCCAUCGUGAGGAGGUUGCUCGCAAGACGGACGAGGAUGCAAACAAUACUGACACAAGCCGAUGCUGCGACCUGCGAACAUUGAACGUCAUGGACCGCAUUCUCAUUGAUCCAAGCAGGCAAGUCAACGCCAAGGACUACUUCUCGUUGGAUCUCACCCAUUCUCAUGGACAGAGACUUGAAUGUCGGGUUGAGGUGAUAUACCGAGACAAGCCAAAAGACCCGCUCGACCGGGGCGACAUCCUUAUACGGGAUCUUGGCCACGCACGAUGCUGCCUCAUGUUCCCUCCCAUCCCAAAGACCGCGAUCUCAGCUCGUCGGGGCGGGGAGCCUGGCGCUCUAGUUGUUAUGGUCCGUGGCAGACACAAUGGAAAAGAGUGGUAUGAAGUGUUCACGCUAUCCACCGAUCUCGAAGACCAGGUCUUGGACUGGCUCGAUAUACUAGGCACAAACCCCUUGCCACCGGCCACAAACCGCACUCUGAUCGAAGACGUCACCCCUGUCCCGUCGCCCAAAUCAAAUGUCUCUGUUCCAUGGGGAGAGCGAACAGGCACGGGGCAGGCCGGACGGCGCAAGUCUCAUGAGCCUCGCUUGACCUCAUCGCAGGCAUCUAAUGAGACUGGGGAUCGGCCAAAGGCCAAAACACCGAGCCGCUAUCACUCACGCCACGCAAGCUCGCCUACUACUCCGACUACUCCGACAUCAGUGGCAUCGAACCCUCUGGGCAGCGAGUCCCCAGAGAGGACCCCGACUCGGAAUUCUCUUCCUGCGAACACUCGGCCCCAUUCUCUUCCAACGACACCGCUGCGGGAGGACAUGCGACCUGAGCCCAGGAAACUUACCAAGUCGCCCCCGAAUAACAAGCCGUUCCGUGAAGACGGGGCCCCUCCACCUCCGGUUCACCGCACUUUCUCUUCCGAGAAGUCUCCAACCCUGAGUCCGCCAGUGGACCUCAACCCCCCUGCGUCGAAGAUCAGGCGCCGUGGCUCGUCGCCUCUUAAACACGAGUACCGCCCAUCCGACGUCUCUUCUGACUCGUCGGAGACUGAGAGCGACUCGGCUUCGGAAGUCGAAUCCUCCGGCGACGAACUUGAUGAGGCCGACGUGCCAGACACUCAGCCGGCUAUCAGUAUCAAGCAAGAAUCGGAUAUAACAGGCGCUGAAACCGUCGUCUCUGACAAUAGCAUCGCCCCUUCCCAAUCGGCCUCUCAAGUUGGUCUGUAUGGGCGACUUGGCCCAGGAGGUGCCAAGGAUCCCGAGUACAUUAUCAAGACUAUUGCGACCAUCUCGUACUGGUCCAACAAGAAGGGCCAGUGGACAGAGGCACUGGAUGAGCCGUGCUCCAUCAACAUCACCCCGGGCUUGAUUGAGGCCUACCCGCUCGCUGUGCACUCAAUCUCUGGCCCAGGAGCUCUCAAUUCGUCCGGCUCAUCUGAGCUAAAUGAUUCCGAUCCUGCUCGCACGCAGCCUUUGAUCGCCCUUGAGUUGACACCCAUUGUGAUGAUACGCCAGAGUACGAUUCUUGACCUCGAGAUUCGCUCACCGGUUAGGCCAUACUGCAAGCUCUCCAAGAUCGACGGCAAGAUCUUCCGCUUCCGUGCACCCUCUGCCAACGAGGGCACGGAACUUUACAUGGCUGUACACAAAGCCCGCCUCAACAACGCGAAAUACAGAGCUUUGGAAGAAGAAUCCCGGUUCCGUGCCUUUGGACAACCCCAGGCAGUCCAGCAAGGUCCGGAGUCGCAGUCAAGCAGCAGUAACCGCCGUGGCUUGUUUGGUAGGAAGAACAGCUACCGUGCUUCGACUCGCGCUCCGUCUCAGUCCUUGUCUCAAUCUCAGGGUACAUCAUCCAGUAUCUCGGCGCCGUCCCUGCUCAAGCGCCUGACCGGCACCGGCAAUCUUUCUUUCAACAUCAACAAGUCAUAUGUCGACCGUUACAGCCGCCCCAACUCAGCGAUGGGUGGGGCAGGAGGUUCCCUGUACACCAGCAGCUCCUCUUCAGCUGACGGUAUCACGACCCCGCGAUCCCCAUCAGUGUCUCUGGCAGAGGCAAGCGGCCGCACCCAAGUCCUGGGCAGUGACAAUCUACGAAUCCGUUGCCAUCUGCUCGUCACGUCCUCGAAAUGGGAGGAUCACGGCAACUGCAACCUACAAAUCACACGGCCACCUCCUGGGAUGAGGCAGGAACUGAGAAUCAGGCACGGCAUGGAGAAGCGCGUGAUCGUAACCAAAAUCCCUAAGAAGUCGUUUGGUUUCGGAUCAUCCAACCCGGAGAAAGACAAGCCCUUGAUCGUGCUGGACGUCGUGCUGGGGUCCAAGUGCUUCAGCCGACUAGGAAGCCGGGGUAUCAUCCUCAACGUGUGGGAGGAGGUGCGCGACGAGGAAAACAACGUCGGCCUCGCGCCGAAGACGGGUGGCCUGUCCGGAAAGGUCACCAAGUGGUGCUUCCAGUGCAGCAGCGCGAUGGAGGCGAACUGGAUAUUUGGGCUGGUGGCUCAGGAGGUAAACAUCGGCCUCGGCGAACCUCUGCUCCCGGAAGGCCCGAUGUGGUAA
Messenger RNA from Diaporthe citri, 5772 nucleotides. RefSeq lists its product as uncharacterized. Lineage: Eukaryota; Fungi; Ascomycota; Sordariomycetes; Diaporthales; Diaporthaceae. The record is from RefSeq and is a predicted model, not a curated record. The transcript is spliced from 2 exons. The coding region runs from base 1 to 5772 and encodes 1923 amino acids.